GAUAUAUGAAAUUUUCACCUGGCAUCUCUUUGUAUUGCAGACCUAUACAGACGUAAAUAGUGGAUGCGUGAGGAGGUUGAAGACGUUUACAAUUUUGAAAGUAUUUUACGAUAAUGUAACAUUGUAUCUCACAACAUUUUAGUAUUUUUCGAGAAAACAACCCAAUGAUUCAAUAAGCUUCAAUUUAUAACUACUGUGAUUAUAUUCCUGAAAUGGAGUUAAGUAACGGUUGCGAAAAAGCUGAUAUUAACGAUCUAGUUAGAAAUAUCGUAAAAAUUCUGUUAUCUACAUCGAAAUACUUUCACUGUCCAUUUUGCGCAGAUGAAUAUUUGUUCGAGUUCACUCUUCGGCAUCACCUAUUGAAAAAUCACCAAGAAGAUUUAACUAAAAUUGUUCAAAGUCCGGAUUCCAGUAUUAAAUUCUGCGAUGACAAUAUCUGUCCGUAUUGUGGUGCUUUGUUUUAUUACAUAUCAGCACUACCAAAACAUAUAAUGAACAGUCACAGUAGAGAUUGCUUGAUCAAGUGGCAAACAAUUGUAAAAGAGAAUAGCUUGCAGAAGAAAUUCUCUGCUGAACCAAGUAUUAAAUGCGUUCCGUGUUCACCAGGAUUAAGCGACUUAUUCGAAGAGCUCAAUACCGGAAGCGAAACAAACAGAAAGAAAAAUCGACCAUACAGGAGAGAAAUAUCACCAUUGUAUAAAUCGGCUUUGAAGAAUGCUAAUCGAAUGUCAGCAUCAAAACGUUCAGAAUCGUGGGUUAGUUGUGAUUUUGAGUUCUCCAAACACUCUCGUGCACCUAGUGCAGCACGACGGGAACUUCAAUUUGAUGCGGCUUUGUCGGAAAAUAUGUCCAACGAAGCAUCAGGAAAGAAAACUAAACGAAGUCGCAAGCAUUUUAACUUCAAAGCACUUAAGCCGAAGGGUAGCUUAAAAAAGUUUGUUCUGUCCAAGUUUACCAAGAAAUACCGUUGCAAAAUUGUGACUAGUACGCCGAACAACUUUCUCGAUGACAGUGAAACAUGUUUGGCAGAAUCCAGGUUACACAAUCAGGAACGCUGGAACAGGAUUUAUUUAGAAUAAAUAGACCUAACCAAUAGUUAUGUGCUAUCUCGCAUAUUGCAGAGGUAUUAAUUCAAGUAAGAUGUUUUUUUUUAUAAAUUAAAUUUAAGAGCAACCUUUUUUAUUGAAAAUGGUAUUACUAGAGACAAUAAUAUAUAUUUCGCACAUCAUA
Molecule: messenger RNA, 1230 nt
Organism: Malaya genurostris
Lineage: Eukaryota; Metazoa; Arthropoda; Insecta; Diptera; Culicidae
Exons: 2
Coding region: 213-1079 (288 amino acids)
Source: RefSeq, a predicted model, not a curated record